AGCUCGGAUAUAAAAGCCGCCAGACGCAGUGUUCGGAUCAUCAGCUCCUGAUCCUCCAUCUGCUUCACUUCAACCAUGUUCCGCGCUUGCCUCGUCCUCGCCUUGGCCACCGGCGCCCUCGCUGGCCUGUACCACGGUGACGCUGGCCUCGGUCACGGAGCCGCUCUUACCUACAGCACCGGGCUCGGCUACGGAGCCGGUCUCGGUUACGGAGCUGGCCUUGGCUACGGAGCAGGCCUUGGUUACGGAGCAGGCUAUGGUUAUGGAGCAGGCCUCGCCCACGCUGUUGGCCUUAACCACGGCGUCGCUUACUCCGGUGUGACUGGCUUUGGCUACGCCCCAGCAGCUAGCUACGCUGUCGCGGCUCCAGCCGUUGCUCGCACCGUGUCCACCUCCUACCAUGCUGCCCCAGCUGUUGCUGCCGUUGCUCAUGCUCCGGCCGUGGCCACUUACGCUGCUGCACCAGCCGUCACCAGGGUCGCUACCUACCAGGCCGCCCCAGCUCUCACCACCUACCAGGCCGCUCCAGCCGUGACCAGGGUCGCUACUUACCAGGCCGCCCCAGCUGUCGCUCAGGUGUACCAGGCAGCUCCAGCUGUCACUAAGGUUGCCACCACUUACCAGGCUGCUCCAGCUGUCACCAGGGUCUACCAGUCCGCUCCAGCCAUCACCAAGGUUGCCACCUACCAGGCUGCUCCAGCUGUGGCCACCUACCAGGCUGCUCCAGCCGUUACCAGGGUCUACCAGUCUGCCCCAGUUGUGGCUGCUGCCCCAGCUGUGACCAGGUUUGCCACCUACCAAGCCGCCCCAGCCGUGACCAAGUUUGCCACCUACCAGGCUGCCCCAGCUGUGACCAGGGUCUACCAGUCCGCCCCAGCCGUGACCAAGGUUGCCACCUACCAGGCUGCUCCAGCUAUUGCCACCUACCAGGCUGCUCCAGCCGUGACCAGGGUCUACCAGUCCGCCCCAGUUGUGGCUGCUGCUCCAGCUGUGACCAAGUUUGCCACCUACCAGACCGCUCCAGCUGUUACUAGGGUCUACCAGUCUGCUCCAGUCGUUGCUGCCGCCCCCGCUGUCGCCACCUACGCUGCCGCUCCCGCUGUGACCCGCACCGUGUCCACCUCUUACCACGCUGCCCCAGCUGUUGCCACUUACGCCGCUGCUCCAGCUGUUGCCGUGGCCCACGCUCCAGCUGUUGCUGUGGCCCACGCUCCAGCUGUUGCCGUGGCACACGCCCCAGCUGUUGCCAGCUACCAGACCUACGCCGCUGCCCCAGCUUUCGCCACAGUGGCCCAUGCCGCCCCAGUCUACGGCUAUGGCGUCAGCAACCUCGGAUACGGUGUCGGCCACUACGGCUACGGACACGGUCUGGGCAGCUACGGCCUCAACUACGGUUAUGGUCUCGGUACCCUUGGCGACUACACCAGCCUUCUCCGCAAGAAGAAGUAAACAUCUAUCCUAGGAGCUUUGAGCGACCUGGACACUUCACCCAAAAAAGAAAAAAGCCAUACGUCACAAGUUUUGAUAGUACUUUUUAUACUGUAAGAAAAAUAAAAAGACUUGGUUUUAACA
Molecule: messenger RNA, 1572 nt
Organism: Ixodes scapularis (black-legged tick)
Lineage: Eukaryota; Metazoa; Arthropoda; Arachnida; Ixodida; Ixodidae
Product: pollen allergen KBG 41-like
Exons: 3
Coding region: 76-1449 (457 amino acids)
Source: RefSeq, a predicted model, not a curated record